UUUGACAGACUAUUGUUAGUGAGGUGGACUCUGCGUGGUGGGCUCUGCUACAUCAGCUGAUCGCUGCUCUGCGCACAGACUUACAGCUACCUCGCUGUCUGCAAGUAGUAGGCUACUUACGUCGCAUGCAGAUCUUCACUGAGGCCGAGUUGCGUCUCAAAUUCCUUCAAGUGCGAGACUCUUGGCUUCAGUCUGAGCUGGCCAAAAUUCCCAGUGACGAUGCUACUCACCACCUGACCAAGACAAUAGAGCUCUCCCGUAUCCACCUAUUCAACAUAGUCACUCAGUACAGAGCCGUGUUCACUGAUGAGGAGCACAUCAUCACCUCCCGACAGCUGGCUCUCGCAGAGUCCUCCAUCUUCCAGUCCUGGCUCAACCAGAAGAUCUCACAGUUCCUGACCACGUUGGACCAGGAUUUGUUGCGUGGCGUAGGAUCGUCUCUAGCGUCUCUUCUGGGCCAGUGUAUGUACUUUGGCCUGUCGUUAAGUAGCGUAGGAGCGGACUUUCGCGCACUAGUGGCCCCUGUGUUUGUGCGUGCAGUCAAACGCAACCUGGAAACCUCUGUGCGCAAGGCUUCCAAAAAGUUUGAGGCGGACAUGGACAAGUUUACUUUGCCCAAAAGCCAACCCCAGGUGAAGACUGGUACACCGACUCAGAAAAGUGGCAUAAAACAGGAACAGCCUCCGGAGAGUCUCCUGGAGUUCUAUCCACUAGCGGAGUAUUGUAACAAUCUGCUGGUGGGUCCUCAAACGAGCUGCGUUUAUGUGCACCUCUCGCCUGCGCAGCGCACGCAGCCACCCUGCUACAGGACUCACUUACCACAGCCGCGACCCGAGUCAUCCUUGCAUUCUACCGCCAGCAGAGAAGAGAAGGAAGGCUUCUCACGGUUCUUGCCUGUGUUUCCCACGCGGGAGGCAGCUGGUGCCGUACAUGCAGCAUGUGGUUUUGUCCUCUCCACGCCGUAUUGUAACAAUGCCUUCGGAAAAAUACAACCUCAGUCUCGGGCUCACCACCUUCCAGAUUACAGCAAGCAGAUUAUUAUCGUCUGUGGAUCCAAAAGGGCGGGUUACAUGACGUCACAGAUUGGACCCGCGGUACCUCCCCGCCCCGCCCGGGGACAGCACGCGGUCCAAAAAGUUUUGUCGUGCAGAGCCCGCAGGCCUAAUAAAAGUGUCGAAAGGGAAGAAAGACAAGAGGAGGAAAGACUUGUAAAUCCAGGUGCUAUAAGAAGACAACUUUUUCUUGAUGAGCCCGUUGUCGCUCCUAUUGGUGAACUGGAUUCCGAUGAUGAAGAUGAAGAUCAUGUAUCAGUGCAGGAAGAAGACACAGCGUCAGAACAAUCAGGAGAGGAAGCGGAAGUACCGUUUUUGGAAGCAUCUCCAGAAUAUACAG
Homalodisca vitripennis (glassy-winged sharpshooter) is the source of this 1392-nucleotide messenger RNA. RefSeq lists its product as uncharacterized. Lineage: Eukaryota; Metazoa; Arthropoda; Insecta; Hemiptera; Cicadellidae. Gene Ontology annotation, biological process: intra-Golgi vesicle-mediated transport. Gene Ontology annotation, cellular component: COG complex. The record is from RefSeq and is a predicted model, not a curated record.